This is a messenger RNA of Cinclus cinclus, 765 nucleotides long. Its product is annotated as relA-associated inhibitor-like. The coding region runs from base 382 to 606 and encodes 74 amino acids. Gene Ontology annotation, biological process: regulation of apoptotic process. Gene Ontology annotation, cellular component: nucleus. Gene Ontology annotation, molecular function: p53 binding. The transcript is spliced from 2 exons. The record is from RefSeq and is a predicted model, not a curated record. NCBI's taxonomy places the organism in Eukaryota, Metazoa, Chordata, Aves, Passeriformes, Cinclidae.
UGGGGGUGCUGAACAGCGGGGUCGUGUCGGGGUUUGGGAUAUUUUGGGAUAUUUCGGGAUAUUUUGGGAUAUUUUGAGAUAUUUUGGGAUAUUUCGGUUUUCUGUCAGUUUGGUGACACCGGGGCUGUUUUGGGGUAAAAAUCUGAGUUUUUGGGGUUCCCUUUUCGCCCCCGCAGAGGUGGAGCAGGGGAUGGGGGUGCUGAACAGCGGGGUCGUGUCGGGGUUUGGGAUAUUUUGGGAUAUUUCGGGAUAUUUUGGGAUAUUUUGAGAUAUUUUGGGAUAUUUCGGUUUUCUGUCAGUUUGGUGACACCGGGGCUGUUUUGGGGUAAAAAUCUGAGUUUUUGGGGUUCCCUUUUCGCCCCCGCAGAGGUGGAGCAGGGGAUGGGGGUGCUGAACAGCGGGGUCGUGUACGCCCUCUGGGAUUACAGCGCCGAAUUUGGGGACGAGCUCUCGUUCCGGGAGGGGGAACCGGUGACCGUUCUGCGCCGGGAGCCCCCCGAGGAGCUGGAGUGGUGGUGGGGGUCCCUCUAUGGCCACGAGGGAUACGUCCCCCGCAACUAUUUUGGGCUCUUCCCAAGGGUGCGACCACAGAAGAAAAAAAUCUGAGGGAGGGGCGAGGAGGGGGCGUCCUGGACCCCUCCCCCCAAAUUUCGGGCUCAGCUCCUUUGUUUUCCCCUCCCCCACCCGUGGUGUCCCUGUCCUUUAAUUUUGGGAUUUUUUGGGAAUUAAAAAAAUAAAUAAAUAAAAAUUCUUUUGGAUGCUCCA